Molecule: messenger RNA, 3260 nt
Organism: Raphanus sativus (radish)
Lineage: Eukaryota; Viridiplantae; Streptophyta; Magnoliopsida; Brassicales; Brassicaceae
Product: receptor-like protein kinase 7
Exons: 2
Coding region: 131-3043 (970 amino acids)
Biological process (GO): protein phosphorylation; hormone-mediated signaling pathway
Cellular component (GO): plasma membrane
Molecular function (GO): protein kinase activity; ATP binding; protein binding
Source: RefSeq, a predicted model, not a curated record
CUUUGCUUCAAAGUGGCAAAGCCAUUCAGUUGCUAAGCCUUUUUUCGCGCCCGCCAUUGUCGAACACUCUCCCUCCGACAAAAGUUCAGAUGUGAAGAAACAAGCUUCCAGUUAACACAAGUUACACAACAUGUCUCCGGCGUCUCGGAAUUUAGGAUUCUUCUCCUUACUCCUCUUCUCUCUGUUCUCCAUCGUUUCCUCCGACGAUCUCCAAGUCCUACUCAAUAUCAAAUCAUCGCUCCUAACCUCAAACCCUGGCGUCUUAGAUUCAUGGAAGCUAAACUCCAAUAAUCACUGCGGAUUCACCGGAGUAACCUGCGAUUCCACAAACUCCGUCACAGAGAUCGACCUCUCUCACCAAGCCUUAUCCGGAACCUUCCCGUUCGCUUCCCUCUGCGACGAUCUCAAGAGUCUUCGAAAACUCUCCCUCGGAUUCAACUCCCUCUCAGGCCCCAUCCCAACCGAUAUCAACAACUGCACGAAUCUCACCUACUUGGAUCUCGGCAACAACCUCUUCUCGGGACUUUUCCCCGAGUUCUCCUCUCUAAGUCAGUUACAGUAUCUGUACCUAAACAACAGCGCGUUCUCCGGCGUUUUCCCGUGGGAAUCUCUACAAAACGCGACGAGUCUCGUCGUUUUGAGCCUCGGAGACAAUCCGUUCGAUACGACGCCGUUUCCAGAUAAAGUCGUUACUCUGAAGAAUCUCUCCUCCCUCUACUUGUCGAACUGCAGCAUCACCGGUAACAUCCCUAAAUCGAUCGGAGACUUGACGGAGCUUCGGAACCUGGAGAUCUCCGAUAGCGGUCUCACCGGAGAGUUUCCGCCGGAGAUCGUGAAGCUCACCAAACUCCGGCAGCUCGAGGUUUACAACAACAGCUUGACCGGGAAGUUUCCUCCCGGAUUCGGAUCCUUGACGGACCUGACUCUCUUGGACGCUUCCACGAACUACCUAGAAGGAGAUUUAUCGGAGCUCGGAUCUCUGAUCAACCUCGUCUCUCUGCAGCUAUUCGAAAACAAAUUCUCCGGCGAGAUUCCGCCGGAGUUCGGCGAGUUCAGGAAUCUCGUGAAUCUUUCUCUCUACACGAACAACCUAACCGGUUCUCUGCCUCAGAAGCUCGGUUCGCUCUCUGAUUUCGAUUGCAUCGAUGCGUCCGAGAAUCACUUAACCGGACCGAUCCCUCCGUAUAUGUGCAAGAGAGGGAAGAUGAGAGCUCUUCUCCUCCUGCAAAACAAUCUCACAGGGUCCAUACCGGAAUCAUACGGCAACUGUAUAACUCUUGAACGUUUCAGAGUUAAUGAUAACUUACUCAACGGAACUGUUCCCGCCGGGCUUUGGGGCUUACCGAAAGUUGAGAUCAUCGACUUAGCUAACAACAACUUCGAAGGACCGAUCACAGCCGAUAUAAAGAAUGCGAAAACGCUAGGAGCGUUGUAUCUAGGGUUCAACAGGUUCUCUGAUGAGCUGCCUGAGGAGAUCGGUGAGACUGAGGCUCUGACUAAACUCGAGGUUAAUGAUAAUCGGUUCUCCGGGAAAAUUCCGAGCUCUAUUGGGAAGCUUAAGGGGCUUAGCAGUUUAAAGAUGCAGAGCAAUGGCUUCUCCGGUGACAUACCAGACUCCAUCGGGUCGUGUUCGAUGCUCAGUGAGCUGGACAUGGCUCAAAACGAGUUGUCGGGAGAGAUCCCGCAUACGCUGGGAUCUCUUCCGACGCUCAAUGCUUUGAAUCUUUCGAACAACAAGCUCUCUGGGCGAAUACCAGAGAGCUUGUCGUCUCUAAAGCUUAGCCUUCUUGAUCUUUCGAACAACGGAUUAUCAGGCCGUGUCCCUCUGAGUUUGUCAUCGUAUAACGGUAGCUUCGACGGCAAUCCUGGACUCUGCAGCACGACGAUCAAAUCGUUUAACCGGUGCACGAGUUCUUCAGGAUCGCAUCAUCGAGACACUCGCGUAUUCGUGCUGUGCAUUGUUUUCGGUUUACUGAUCUUGAUCGCGUCUCUUGUGCUUUUCUUGUACCUCAAGAAAACCGUGAAGAAGGAAAAGCGAACCAUGAGACGUGAAUCUUGGAGUAUAAAGUCGUUCCGAAGGAUGAGUUUCACUGAAGAUGAUAUCAUCGGUUCGAUCAAAGAAGAGAACUUGAUCGGUAGAGGAGGUUGCGGCGAUGUGUACAGAGUAGUACUCGGUGACGGUAAAGAGCUAGCUGUCAAAUACAUUCGCCGUAGUAGCACGGACACGUUUACUCAGAAGAACUUCAGCAGCACGAUGCCGAUUCUCAAGGAAAACGUAGGAAGAUCUAAAGAGUUUGAAAGAGAGGUGCAAACGCUAAGCUCAAUACGGCACCUGAACGUUGUGAAACUCUAUUGUAGCAUCACUAGCGAUGAUGACUCGAGCUUGCUGGUGUACGAGUACUUGCCUAAGGGGAGCUUAUGGGACAUCCUUCACUCGUGUGAGAAGUCGAAUCUCGGUUGGGAAACGAGGUAUGAUAUUGCUCUUGGUGCAGCGAAAGGGCUGGAGUACUUGCAUCAUGGAUACGAGAGACCGGUGAUUCACCGUGAUGUUAAAUCUAGUAACAUAUUACUAGAUGAGUCAUUCAAGCCUAGGAUUGCUGACUUCGGUCUUGCCAAGAUUCUUCAGGCCAAGAACGGUGGUCUAGAGUCAACUCAUGUCGUUGCCGGAACAUAUGGUUACAUAGCUCCAGAGUAUGGAUACUCGUCGAAAGUGAAUGAGAAAUGCGAUGUGUAUAGCUUUGGAGUUGUGUUAAUGGAGCUAGUCACGGGGAAGAAACCGAUAGAGGCGGAGUUUGGAGAGAGCAAAGACGUAGUGAAUUGGGUUAGUAACAAUCUGAAUAGCAAAGAUAGUAUAAUGGAAGUUGUGGACAAGAGCAUAGGAGAAAUGUAUAGAGAAGACGCGGUCAAGAUGCUGAGGGUUGCAAUCCUCUGCACCGCAAGACAACCUGGACGAAGGCCGACGAUGCGGAGUGUGGUUCAGAUGAUCGAGGAGGCGGAACCUUGUAGAUUGAUGGGCAUUGUGAUUAGUAAAGAGGUGAUGUGAAGAUCAUAGAAAUAAGUUGAUGAAGGACCAAGUCUUUCUCACUCUUUUGGGUCAGUAUGAAACUUAGAGAAAGAGGGCUAAUGUGGAUCAUCUGAAUUUGAUACGACAUAAGAAGGUUUUGAUGGAGAAUGUGUUUCUAGUCCUGGUUAUGAAACCUUAGGUAAUGUAAUGAUAUCUGAUGUAAACUGUUUCUUGUAAUGAUAGAAUUUUUGUAUGA